AUGUCCAAUGACGCUGACGCGUUGCAGCGAUAUGUUCUCGAUUAUGAAAUCUGCGCUGCUGCACCAGUCUAUCGGUCGUACAACCCCACAGCCCGUAAUUCAUCCCGAAAGGCAAUCGAGGAUGCCCUGAAACGCAUGGAUGCAGAUUACGAAUCCAUUUAUGAAUUUUCUCAGAAGAUCACCACAGUCGAACGUGCUUUACGACGCCGACGUACCACACUUCGCAACUUCCUUCAACCUGUGGCUGCCCUUCCUAUGGAAAUUUUGCAACGAAUCUUCCGGUAUGCCGUUCAACGAAAAGAAGACACCUAUUGCAAGUAUCUUCCUUCUCCUAUCACCCUUAGUCAAGUCUGCUCGGCAUGGAGACACGCGGCUCAAUCGUAUCCUCGAAUCUGGACCAUCGUACAAAUGGAACUCUGUGGCCAUUGUUCCUAUGCACCGUAUGCCCGCUAUUCUCGAGGCCUCCCUUUAGAAAUCCAUGAGCGAAGACGACGUGAUAUGCAUGAAAGGAUGGUGGGACUGAAAAGCGCUGAUGUCCGGGACCGGAUAACCGCUCUAUCUUUGCCAUUGGAGCGAGAAGAUGAUAUGGAUGCAGCGUUUUGCGGUGAUUUUUGGGAGAUGAGGGGUGUAUCACGCGAGUCUAUUGAACGACUGACUCUGUUUGCACCUUACACUGUGGACGAUCCCAGUGCUUAUGGGGAUGCUCUGACAAAACUUUCAUCGCUCCGCCACCUGUUUCUUGAAAACAUCUUCAUUCCAUUGUCUACUACUCAGCUAGAAACCCUCGUUACUCUCACUCUCUAUGGUGUUGACGUCAGUUGCCGAGAGUUUAUGGACUUCAUCGAUGCCUGCGAAAAUAUUCAGGAAUUGGCCUUGGACGAUGUAACCUUGGACGAAGUGAUGCCCGGUCUCCAAUAUUUUACACUCAGUUUCCGGUGUUGGUGGGACAAGAAUGAUGACAUCAUAAAUGACAAUUGGGAUAUUUCCGACGUCACCAGUGUUGGUAAUUUGAAACCGCCUGUGCACCUGGGUAUGGUGAAGAAUUUUAUAGUAGACACGCCGACGAUCAAGGCCAUUACCUUGGAGGGUGGGAUGAAAACUUUAUCUUAUGCCCUCAAAAGAUUAUGGCCUCAUUCGUCCCCUAUGGAGCUUGACAAUCUUCCAAGCCUCACGGACCUCGCCAUUUCAGUUCCGAGGGAUCGUAAACAACAUCUUGAAGGCAUAGUUGAUAUUCAGCUUCUGAUCAAAGCUCGCUUGGAAGGCCGUCAGGCAGAGUCAAGACCGCUUCAAAAAUUAACUGUACCACGCUUCAUGUUUGAUGAUGAUGUGGAUUGGGUUCGAAGCCGGGUGCGAGAGUUGGAGCUGACUGAUUGAAGACAGUGCUUUGAGCGCAACUCUUAUUCGAGGAAAGCUCGCCCGAGUGCUCGCACAGCUCCACCUUGUGUGUUGGGCUGUUCGCAUCGACCAGGUGUUCAACAGUAAUGAGCGAGUCCAAAAUUCCGCUACCCCCGUUCCUAUUUAGCCUUCCGGCCUAAACCCAACCAGGCCAUCCAUUCCUUCGACUUGAAUUCAGGUUACCUUGUUACCACAUCAAUGCUGUUUUCGCAUGUGCUCUAUGUACAUACCGGCGUUCCCAAUGCUUUACUCAGCGAGUGUUAGUACUGAUUUCAGUCGCACACGUGCGUACCUUCCCGCCGAUCACGUC
Molecule: messenger RNA, 1705 nt
Organism: Cantharellus anzutake
Lineage: Eukaryota; Fungi; Basidiomycota; Agaricomycetes; Cantharellales; Hydnaceae
Exons: 4
Coding region: 1-1374 (457 amino acids)
Molecular function (GO): protein binding
Source: RefSeq, a predicted model, not a curated record